GCUGCUGUACAUGAUUGUGAUCAUUGGGAUUUACGUAGAGAGGGACGGCACCGCUACCUUGUCUGUGCGGCUGUUCCCUGCCCAGUUUUAUUUCAAAAUCUGAUUGGAGGUGGAAAGUCUGAGCUGUCUGUAAUGUGAAACUAGAAGAAUCAAAACUGGUUUACAGCAAAUAGUUCACUGAGAGAACACGGAACAUUACUAUUGGAUUUCUAACUUCAAAGUCAAUCUGAACCCCACCCUGUGUGAGGAAUUCAUCCUUCCACCCUUUGCAUUAAGUGCCUUCAACAUGACUGUGAACAGUAUUGUGGAAAUCUCCACGUCAAGAGGAUAGCUACUGUGCACAACAAAGGAAAUGCGCAAAACCCUCCCCACAACAUUCACUAAAUCACUGCGUUGUUGACUUGAGCGCAGGAUGCAGGAAAUGUACUGGAAUAUGAAGGACAGUCAGUCUCCUGUGAAUGAAUAAAGAAGAUCGAUGGCCUUGGGAUUCUGCUAUUAGCUGACUGCAGUAAAGCAACAACAUCUGCUGAUAAUGAUGGGCAUUUAACAAGUGCCUUAUCUCAGAAGUAAUCCAUGGGUGUGAGGAAAGGCAAGACUAUUCCUGCCCUUUCUGGAUGUCCAGCUACCUUGUGCUGAUGCACCCAUGCCUGAGUACGAGACCAUGGAUGAUCACCCCUCACAAGGGACUGACAAUGGCAAGCCAGCUUCAAAACCGGACCUCCCCAAAGUGAGUGGUCGAGCCUGGGGAAGACUGCUGAAACUCUUUCACCUGAACACUUCUGUGAUCUUCAUCUUGGCAACUGAGUUCUUUGAAAAGAUUGCAUUCGUUGGACAAAGAGCUAUCCUGGUGUUGUUCUUCACUGAUGGACUCUCCCUGUCUGAGAGCAAGGCCACAUCUCUCUACCAUGUCUUCACCUUCUUCGCAACAACCUUCACCAUCUUGGGAGCCUUCCUCUCCGACUACGUCUGUGGUCGAUACAGGAGCAUUCUCAUAUUCACCAUCUUAUUCCUGGGUGGUGCCACUCUUUUGUCGGCUACUGCUUAUCCAAUACCAAUUGGGAUGCCAGGGGUUGGUUCCGCCAUUGGACUCUUCCUCAUUAGUUUGGGAUUCGGCAGCAUCCAAUCCAACUUGUCACACUUUGGUGCUGAUCAAAUUGGUAUGAAAGAGGAGAAACAAUACUGGACGUACUUUUCACUUUUCUACUUUUCUGUAAAUUUGGCAUCUUUGAUUUCCGGGAUUUGCGUACCGAUUUUGCGAGAGGAUGUCAAGUGUCUCAAUGCAGACUGCUAUCCCCUUGCAUUUGGAGUUUGUUCAAUAGCCGUAUUGGUGGCUUUAGUGAUCUUUGGAGUAGGCACACCCAGGUACAAGAUCUACCCACCAUCUGGUAACCUGUUCUGCAAAGUCAUCUCUGCCACAUGGAGCGCCCUGAAAAACAAGAUCAAGUGGCUCAGGAAUAAGAAGAAAGAGAAGGCCAGGGAGCAUUGGUUGGACUGGGCCGACCCACGCUAUGAGCAAGAUCUCAUCAGUGAUGCCAAGAAGUUAUACAACCUGUUGGUGUUAUACCCGCUGAUGCCAAUGUACUGGGCACUCUAUGAGCAACAGGGCUCACGGUGGACUCUACAGGCCCACGAGAUGGAGCUCAACAUGGGAUCACUCACACUGAAACCUGACCAGCUGCAGAGCCUGAACCUGUUCUUUGUGCUGUUCCUGUUGCCGAUAUUUGAAGGAAUCAUCUAUCCUCAGUUUGAGAAGAUAAACUUGUUGUUACGGCCGGUCACACGGAUGUCCAUUGGGCUGUUUGGAGCAGUGGUUGCAUUCCUUAUUGCUGGGAUUGUCCAGUUGCAAAUUCAGAAGUGGCAGCUUCCACCUCAGCCAGACGGUGUGACUGAAUUGAAAAUUUUUAACGGAGCUCUUUGCAAUCUUAACAUCGAUUUCUUGGAAAAUCAUCUUGUGAUGGAUCAGCACGCGUUGUCUCCCAGCUAUCCCGUGCCCAUGGUCCCCUACACACUGCGCAUUGCUCCUGAACGCUGCUCACUGCCUCCAGUGUCAGGAAGCAUCAACUUCACAACCGACUCGAAGACCAGGAGUACCCUCUUCAUAGUGCAAGAUCUCACAACCAGGGAAUUGACUGUCACACAGAUUCCGGACAACACAGUGAAGAUUUUGGAUAACUUAGCUCUUGUUCGGAUCUUCCCCUUGCUGGGAACAGCAUCACCAAGCCACAACAGAACUGUGAGACUGAAGUGCAAACCAGAUGCUUCAGAAAACCUGCAUGUGAAACCAUUUGUUCCAUCAGCCUACACACCCGUAGAAUUUGGCAGGUGUUCUUUAGAGCUGUCAGAUGGAGUUGGGCUCAGUUUUACCCCGAUUGAGGAAGAGGUGGAGCUGAAGCAAGGUGGAGUUUAUACAAUUGUUCUCCAUCAAGCUAAUAACACAGAGCAUGUGACCGUGCAGUUGAACAUUGACAGCUGGCCAAAGACUGUCUCCGUGCUCUGGCAGAUUCCUCAAUAUUUUGUUAUCUCAAUCACUGAGAUACUGUUUGUGGUGCCUGGACUACACCUGGCCUAUACUCAGGCUCCGUCAUCGAUGAGGUCCGUGACAAUGGCAGCUUGGUUUGCCACCAAAGGGAUUGGAAAUCUCAUUGUGGUGAUAGUGGCUGAGAGUAAACUAAUAACCAAUCAGGCGGUGGAGUUCUUCGUGUUUGCUGCACUCAUGGGGCUGACCGCACUCAUCUUCUUCGUCACUGCAAGGUUUUAUGAAUAUCACCCGAUCGACACCAAAGAGAAAGAAACCGAUGGACUGAAUUCAGAGAUAAAAUCACCGUUGCCAUACUCAAAGAAGGAGAACUUAAUGGAGAGCAACAGUUAGCUCCUCAAAAAACCAUAAGACUGUCCGUUCAGAGACUAUCAAACCUUGAAUGGAAGUCGACACAUGUGCAUUCAUGUACGUGUGUGGGUGUGUGCUUGGAUAUGUCUCAAGGGAGAUCAUCUUCUACAUCCACUAUGAUUGUUAAUCUUAAACAAUAUUUUCAUUGACUUCACCCGGGUACUUUCUUUGAUUGGAACUUGGUAAUAGUGUUGAUGAAAAUAAUCAGUGCUAUCUGGAUCUGAAGAAGAGGAAUAGACCUUGAUGGGACUCCAGUGGAAACCACAACCAUGGCCUGCAACUAUCAAGUUUUAACUUUUGUCCUGGUUUGAGAUGGAUAAUAAAGUCGGUGUGUGCGGUGAUGUAGAGAUUAUGAUGCUAUGGUGAUUUUCAGUAUUAUCUCCUUCCCAUUAGCUGCAGUUGAUGAAGGUAGCCAAGAAGUUCCCCAGGGCAAUGUCAUCUUCAGCUGUUUCAUCAAUGACCUUCCAUCCAUCGUAAGUUCAGAAAUAAGGAUGGUUACUGAUAGUUGCCCAAUGGUUUAAUUCCACACAUAUCUGAUGUUUGGAUUUACUGUUUCUCAUUAUAUUGAGGCUGUGCCCUUUGACCCGACACCAUCUAGGAUAAAGCAGCCCGCUUGACUGGCAAUACACAUCGUGGAACUCUCCACCCAGCAGCUCCAUGGGAGUCCCUUAACCAGAGGGACUGCAGCAUCUUAGCCCCUCGAGGAUCAAUAGGGGUGGCAAAUAAAUGCUGGCUUCGUUGGUGAUGCGCAUGUCCCAAACGGAUGUACCUGUAAAAUGCAGAUGAGGAGGAUUUCCUUUAGCCAGAGGGUGUUGAAUCUGUGGAAUUCAUUGACUAAGACAUUAUUUUUAAAGCAGAGAUUGAUAGGUUCUUGAAUAAGAAAGGGAUCAAAUGUUACAGGGAGAAGGCAGGAGAAUGGGGUUAAGAGGGAAUGAUUCAAUGGCGAAGUAGACUUGAUGGGUUGAAUUGCCUAAUUCUGCUAUUAUGUCUUAUGGUCAUAAAAAUUGAAUAAAUAAAGGUAACGCUGCUUCAAA
Molecule: messenger RNA, 3921 nt
Organism: Amblyraja radiata (thorny skate)
Lineage: Eukaryota; Metazoa; Chordata; Chondrichthyes; Rajiformes; Rajidae
Product: peptide transporter 3-like
Exons: 24
Coding region: 644-2869 (741 amino acids)
Biological process (GO): transmembrane transport
Cellular component (GO): membrane
Molecular function (GO): transmembrane transporter activity
Source: RefSeq, a predicted model, not a curated record